Messenger RNA from Oryzias melastigma (Indian medaka), 3328 nucleotides. RefSeq names its product caseinolytic mitochondrial matrix peptidase chaperone subunit Xb (gene clpxb). Lineage: Eukaryota; Metazoa; Chordata; Actinopteri; Beloniformes; Adrianichthyidae. The transcript is spliced from 15 exons. The record is from RefSeq and is a predicted model, not a curated record. Gene Ontology annotation, cellular component: mitochondrial matrix. Bases 384 to 2258 code for a protein of 624 amino acids. Gene Ontology annotation, molecular function: zinc ion binding; ATP hydrolysis activity; ATP-dependent protein folding chaperone. Gene Ontology annotation, biological process: protein catabolic process; proteolysis; protein folding.
UAGAUCUAUAAGCAUCCGGAUGAAGUGCACUGCGUAGACAUGAACAGAGACUCCAUGACACUUUCGCAGCUAGCAUGUUUUAUCAUUUGUCACUAGCCCCCGUUACUAGAGGUAGGGCUAGUUUAGCUUGAUCUAACCUACUUCAAAAACAGAUCGCGUUACGGUUACAUCACUUAGUUUUUUGUGUGACCUACUUCGGAAAUAACGACCUUAAAGUACCAACUCGUUCUUGGUCAUUGAGCUUUAUUCUGUUCUAACAGUGUAAUGCAUUGGCUUUCCAAGUUACAACAACAGAGACCUUUUUAAAUGAUUUAGCGAAUUUGGUGUACUGCCAAGACGCGUCUAAUACCAUCGAGCACUAAACUUUUCAAACAGAAGCAGAUAUGUCGUGUCCGUGCACCUCAGCAGCCAGGUUGUUCCUAAACACUGCUCAUAGAGGUUUGUCAUGUUCCAGAAUCCAACUGUUUUCCCUGAGUCGGCAGGGCUCGCGGGAGGCUCAUUUUCAUCCUCGGAUACAUGUGAGAUCGUUUUCAGAGACUGCUGUCUGUUAUGCUGCUAAAGAUGGAACCCCUAGAGAUGGUGGGAACGAUGGUGGAAAGAAAAGUGUUAGUGAGGGAAAGAGACUUUCUGGCUCUGGAGGAUCAGGUAAAGGUGGAAGCCAGCUGCGCUGCCCUAAAUGUGGAGACCCUUGCACACAUGUAGAGACAUUUGUAUCAUCAACGAGAUUUGUCAAAUGUGAGAAAUGUCAUCACUUUUUUGUGGUCUUGUCGGAAACUGACUCCAAGAAAGGGUUAAACAAAGAAGCGGAAUCCGCUGCAGAGGCAGUGAAACUGGCGUUUGCUCAGAAACCUCCUCCACCACCCAAAAAGAUUUAUACCUAUCUGGACAAGUAUGUUGUCGGCCAAUCUUAUGCAAAAAAAGUCUUGGCAGUGGCCGUUUACAAUCACUACAAGCGCAUCUACAACAACAUCCCUGCUGGGAAUCGGCAGCAGGUGGAGGUGGAGAAGCAGCCGUCUCUAACACCCCGAGAGCUAGAGAUGAGAAGACGAGAGGAUGAGUACAGAUUCACAAAACUGUUGCAGAUCGCAGGGAUCAGCCCUCAUGGAAACGCUCUCGGCGCGUCCAUGCAGCAGCAGGCCAGCCAGCAGGCUCCUCAGGAGAGGAGAGGCGGCGAAGUUCUGGACUCCACACACUCGGACAUCAAACUGGAGAAGAGCAACAUUAUUCUGCUCGGUCCAACUGGCUCAGGAAAAACCCUUCUGGCGCAGACGCUGGCCCGUUGUCUGGAUGUCCCGUUUGCCAUUUGUGAUUGCACCACUCUCACUCAGGCUGGAUAUGUGGGGGAAGACAUCGAGUCCGUCAUCGCCAAACUGCUGCAAGACGCCAACUACUCUGUGGAAAAGGCUCAGCAAGGCAUCGUGUUCCUGGAUGAAGUUGAUAAGAUUGGCAGUGUGCCUGGAAUCCACCAGCUGAGAGAUGUGGGCGGGGAGGGAGUCCAGCAGGGAUUGCUGAAACUCUUGGAGGGCACGAUCGUCAACGUUCCUGAGAAAAACUCCAGAAAGCUACGAGGGGAAACGGUGCAAGUCGACACGACCAACAUUUUGUUUGUUGCAUCAGGUGCUUUUAACGGCCUCGACAGGAUCAUCAGCAGAAGAAAAAACGAAAAGUAUUUGGGCUUCGGAACUCCUUCUAACAUGGGGAAGGGGCGGCGUGCAGCGGCCGCGGCAGACCUGGCCAACAGCAGCGGCGAGACGGACACGGUCGCAGAGAUCGAGGAGAAAGACCGGCUGCUGAAGCACGUGGAAGCCAGAGACCUGAUCGAGUUCGGAAUGAUCCCAGAAUUCGUUGGGCGUCUUCCUGUCGUCGUUCCCCUGCACAGCCUGGAUGAAGACACGCUGGUCCGCAUCCUGACGGAACCGCGCAAUGCAGUGGUGCCUCAGUACCAAGCUCUGUUCAGCAUGGACAAAUGUGAACUCAAUGUUACCCAGGAUGCCUUGAGAGCGAUUGCCAGAAUGGCAUUGGAGAGAAAAACUGGAGCCCGCGGUCUCAGAUCAAUCAUGGAAAAACUCCUCCUGGAGCCCAUGUUUGAAGUACCACAGUCGGACAUCAUGGCCGUUGAGCUGGACAAGGACGUCGUCCAGGGAAAAUCGACGCCCCGAUACAUCAGAGCCGCGGCCAAAGAACCAUCAGAGGAGGACUACGACUCGGGCAUCGAAGAGGAAAGCUGGCCUCGCCAAGCAGACGCCGCAAACAACUGAACCACAUCGUAGCAGAGCGCUGCAGUUCUCUCCGAUUCCUCUCCUCUGCCAUCACCGUGACGUCUGAGAGGAGGCUUUUCCCUCGAAAAUCCUCCAGCGGUGCACUCACUGUGGACCUUUUACAAAGUAUUUCAAUCUCUGGGGAUUGUUAACAUUUUAUCUAUAUAAAGAUAACACAAUUUUAUUCAUAAAAUGAUUUGUAGCUAGCUUGUUUUCUCUUUCUGGUGAUGGGCUAUAAUGACAAGGGGAAACAAAAAAAUAAAAACGACGGGAUCAUACUGUACACUUGAAAAGAUGGGGGUGCUGAGAAGUGUAGAAGUGAUGUUAGCAUGUGAAGAAACGCCUUAUGUUUGAAGGGCAUAAUAAUAUUCCAGGAGCACAUCAGUAUUGUAACUUUUCCUUAACACCGUUGUAAUAAUGGUGCUGCGAGUGAACUCAGUCGUAAGCGUUUAGCUACUCUGCACAAGUAGGUGGCAUUUGUAGGCAGUUUGUAAGACCUCGAAUUAUAAGAACUUUUUUUUUAUAUAUAAAUAAAACAUGCCAGCAAACAAAAGUGAGAUUUAUUAGUGAGUUGUAACAACCAGAAUAUUUCUUUAAAAGUUUUUUCUUUUAACACACUCUGUAAGAAUGUGUUUGUACUGCAGAAAUGCACCAAAACUUUGCUUAAAAAGCAGAUGUUAGUUGUGUAGAUUUGAAGUGAUUAAAAAAUAUCUUUUUUUUAUAUAUAUAUCUAUAUAGUUGCUGUGCUUUACUGUUAAUUGGGUCUCUAAAAUAGAUUUAGGCUCUUAUUUGGAAGCUUUCCUUGUGCAGAACAGUUCACUUCCUGUGAUUGUUAGAUUAUCUCUCGUCUUCAUGAAAUGAUAACACGCAUCAGACUCCUUUCAUGUGUCAGCCUCCCUGCUGCUCUCCAAAUUAAAUUAGAUCUGUUCGCUUUUCCUUUCCAGAAAGUUCCAAACUGCCCUUUUUCAGAGGUCUGUUACAAAAGCUGCACCCACCCCCCUAAUGCUUGUAAAUUUCACACUUAUUGUGAUUGUUAAAUAAUAUAAAUAAAAUGUAAAUCUGUACAAAAA